AUGCUAUUGCGCAGAACGCAGUCGAGUCACCCCCUCAGGAGAUCCAAAGUUGAGAAUGUGACCAAUGUGCAGAUCCUGGUGGUGUCCCUGCUGCUCUUGGUCAUGUCCUUGGUGAGCUGUGUGGGAGUCACAUUCUGGAAUGACAGAUACGGCAGAGCAGACAUCUGGUACAUCGGGAAGAAGGAUUACGACUCCCACAGCUUUGGGUUUGACAUUUUGGUGUUCAUCAUUCUGUACCAUAAUCUCAUCCCCAUAAUUCUGCUGGCCACUCUGGAAAUUGCAAAAUACAUUCAGGCCCUGUUUAUAAACUGGGAUGAAGAUAUGCAUUUUAAGGGAAUUAAUGUCUACGCCAUGGCCAGAACAUCCAAUCUCAAUGAAGAGCUCGGGCAGGUGAAAUACUUAUUCUCUGAUAAAACAGGGACCCUCACUUGCAAUAUUAUGACAUUUAAGAAGUGUACCAUUGCUGGUAUAAUUUAUGGAAAUCAGUCAGACAGAAGUGCUGCUGGUGAAGAAAACUUAAGCCCGAGGCUCAAGAUGCUGGGGUCACGCUUGUCUGGAAGCUCCGCUAACAAUGAAAUCUUUGCCCUGACUUUGGGGCCUGGGAAGGUGCUACAGCCUUUGUCUGGUGUGUGCCACUACACAGCUACCAGGCCUCCUCCCCAGAUGGGAGAAGAAUUCACAUUUGAAAUUCUUAAUGUCCUGGAAUUUUCUAGUACUGGAAAGAGGAUAUCUGUAAUUGUGCAAACUCCUACAGGACAGCUCCAGCUCUACUGCAAAGCGGCUGAUUCAGUGAUUUAUGAGAGACUUUCAGAAGAUUCUCUCUUUGUGGAGGAGACUUUAGCCCAUCUGGAAUGUUUUGCCAAAGAAGGUCUGAGAACUCUGUGUGUUGCCUACAUAGAUUUAACUGAGAGAGAGUAUCAGCAGUGCUUGGUGAUGUAUAAAGAAGCCAGUACAGCUGUACAAGAUAGAACUCAAAGUUUGGAAGACUGUUACGAUGCUAUUGAAAAGAGGUUCCUGCUACUUGGAGACACAGCCAUUGAAGAUUACCUUCAAGCACGUAUUCCAGAAACAAUAACAGAUUUACUGAAAGCAAGCAUAAGAAUAUGGGUCUUGACAGGAGAUAAACAAGAAACUGCAAUUAACAUAGCUGGGUUAGUUCCUUUCAUUUAUCCAAGAGCUUUCACAUCAUGCCCCUUUAACCCUUUGGGAGGAAAAGAAAGUGACCUAUCAUUGAACUGUCUGUUUGUUAGUGGAUGUCUCCUCAGCUUCACACAGCUUAAAAUGACUGCUUUUAUAAAGACUCAACCUUUCUGGAAAGGGUUAUCUCCCCUCCAGAAGGCUGAGAUAGUGGAUAUGGUUAAGGAACAUGUAAAGGCCAUCGCCCUGGCCGUCGGGGACAGAGCCAGCGAUGUUGGGAUGAUCCAGACGGCCCACGUGGGUGUGGGAAUCAGUGGGAACGAGGGCAUGCAGGCCACCAACAACUCGGAUUAUGCCAUCGCACAGGUGGUCUGGAGCCGAGGCUACUUAGAGAAGCUUCUGUUGGUUCAUGGAACUUGGAAUUAGUUUCGAGUGACCAAAUGCAUAUUGUAUCGUUUGUACAAGAAUGUUCUGUUAUACAUCACUCAGCUUUGGUUCGCCUUUGUUAAUGGAUUUUCUGGGCAGAUUUUAUUUGAACGUUGGUGCAUCGGCUUGUACAACGUGAUUUUCACGUCACUGCCACCUAUUACUCUGGGAAUCUUUGAACAGUGUUGCAGUCAGGAGAGCCUGCUUAGGUUCCCACAACUCUACACAAUUUCUCAGACAGGUGAUAUUUUCAAUAUAAAGGUGCUUUGGAUUCAAUGUAUAAAUGCUUUGGUCCAUUCCUUCAUUCUCUUCUGGUUGCCCACAAAAAUGCUGGAACAUGGUUCAAACUUUAGCAGCAUGCCUGCACAUGUUAACCAAGGACAAAUAAACUUAUUUCUCAUUCUUCACUCGUUCAACAAGAAACUGUACAGUCUAUGGAUGAUACAAAGGGACCAGCCCUGCUGCAUCCGAAAAUUCUUCCUUGGUGUGGGAGUCCCCGCAGAGUGACCCUGUGCUUCUCAGACUCACCUUUGUGGUACCCACGGAGGCUGGCAGCAUCGUGGGCCAGCCCUGGCUCUCAGUGCUAACCAGAGCCUCGGUGACCUGGCUCGUGCCUGUGGAAGGCCUGGUGAUGCCCACCACCACCAACACCGCAAAGGAGGCAAGCUGCUGGCACCGAUUCUGUGGACGGCAAACUUUUCCACGUCACCAGCACGAGCUUCAUAAACCGAGCCUGCUCCAAGUCUACACUGUGGGACCCAAAGAUGAACAGGAUUUGGUUUGUGCCUUCAAGGAGUUGUUGUCUAGACAGAAAGACAAAAGGAAUCAUAAUCCCAGUUAUAUCAAUAGAGACAUGAAUACAACGUUCCGGGGGAAAUUGAACCUGGACCUGGGGUAUCCAACCCCAUUCUCCAGCCUAUUUUUUUUAUAGAUGUAUAGUUGAUUUACAGUGUUGUGUAAUUUCUGCUGUAUGGCAAAGUGAUUCAGUUAUAUAUAUAUAUAUACACAUACACAUUCUCCUUUUCAUAUUCUUUUCCAUUAUGGUUUAUCAUAGGAUAUUAUAUAUAGCUCCCUGUGCUAUACAGGAGGACCUUGUUGUUUAUCCAUUCUAUAGAUAAUAGUUUGCAUCUGCUAACUCCAAUCUUCCAAUCCAUCCCUCUCCCACCCCCUACCCCCUUGGCAGCCACAAGUCCGUUCUCUAUCUCUGUGAGUCUGUUUCUCUUUCAUAGAUAGGUUCAUUUGUGUCGUAUUUUAGAUUCCAUAUAUAAGUGAUAUCUUAUGAUAUUUGUCUUUCUCUGUCUGAUUUACUUCACUUAGUAUGAGAAUCUCCAGGUCCAUCCAUGUUGCUGCAAGUGGCAUUACUUCAUUCUUUUUUAUGGCUGAGUACUAUUCCAUUGUAUAUAUUGAUAUAUACCACAUCUUCUUUAUCCAUUCAUUUGUUGAUGGACAUUAGGUUGUUUACGGUUGUUGGCUAUUGUGAAUAGUGCUGCAGUGAGCAUUGGGGUACGUGUAUCUUUUUGAAUUACAGUUUUGUCUGGCUAUAUGCCCAGGAGUAGAAUUGUCCGACCAUUUUGAAUCAGCAUACAUUUACCUUAAGUACCGUAUUCUAAAUGAGUAUCUAGUUUCCUCAAGCUGUUUCUAGCACAUACUCCAGUCACUGCAGCUCCUCCCUCUGUGGUCCACAGGUAUAGGGCUGUGACCCAAGCUGCCUCACAUUUUAGGAAGACCUCAGUUGUCUUAUGCAUUCCUGCCAUCAGUGGACUAGAGGGAGCAGGGAAGGAAGGAUGUAUUGGUCAGCUCAGGCUGCCAUAACAAAGUACCACAGACUAGGGGGCUUAGACAAUGGAAAUUUAUGUCCCACAGUUCUGGAGGCUGGAAGUUUGAGAUCAAGGUGCCGGCAGGUUUGGUCUCCUGCGGCCUCUCGCCUUAGCUUGUAGACGGCCGUCUUCUCAUUGUGUCCUUACUGCUCUUUCUUCUGUGCGUGCCCACCCCUGGCAUCCCUUCCUCUUCUUGGAAGGACAGCAGUCCUGUUGGCUUAGGGCCUUAUGGCCCCAUUUAGCCUUGAUUAUCUCCCUAGCACCUCCUGUAUCUGUCUCUCCGCAUACAGUCACAUCGGGGGUUAGGGCUUCAACCUAUGAAUUGGGGGGGGAGGGGACAUAAUUUAAGUCCAUAACGGAGGUUUUGCAACAUUCAUCUUCGAGGCUUGGAAUUACAUUCAGAAGUAUCUGACUGUGAUGCAGAACUUUUUAGCUGAUCAUCUUCCAGUGUCAGUCAUCAUUAGGAGAAUAGAGUUUUGAGACUGGAUUAGUGAACCUGCUUCAGGACCUUCAUGUGACAUCACAGGUAGAUGGCCAGUUUCACAGCUGCAAUCUUUUUUUUUUUUUUCUAGAUUCUUCUUUAUUGUGGUAAAAUACACAUAAGAUAAAUUUUCCCAUUAAUAUGGUUUAGUAGAUUCACAAGGUUGUGCGACUGUCACCACUUCUAGUUGCAAAACAUUUUCAACCCAAAAGGAAAGCCUAUACCCAUUAAGCCGUCACUUCCCCUUCUGCCCUCCCUCCCCAGCCCCAGGCAACCACUGACCUUCUUUCUGUUGCUAUGGAUUUGCCUAUUUAGGACAUUUCAUAUAAAUGGAAUCAUACAUUAUAUGCCUUUUUGUGUUUGGCUCUUUGGUUUACCAUAGUGUUUUCAAGGUUCAUUCGUGUUGUAGCAGGUGUCAGUAUUUCAGUCUUUUUUAUGGCCAAAUAAUAUUCCAGUUGUAUGGAUAGACCACAUUUUGUUUAUCUGUUCAUUGGUAGAUGGACAUUGAGUUGUUUCUACUUUUUGGCAAUUAUAAAUAGUGAUGCUGUGUGUAGUUUUUAAAAUAUUGUCCAAUUAUCUUUUAUUAAAGUAUAUAUAUAUAUUUAUUUAUUUUUAUUUGGCUGCGCCAGGCUGGACAUAUGUUUUCAACUCUUUUGGGUAUGUAUACCUAGGAGUGCAAUUGCGGAGUCAUAUGGUAGCUCUGUGUCCAACUUUUGAGGAACCGUCAAGCUGUUAUGCACAGUGGCUUUAUAUUCCCAACUAGCAAAGUGUGGGUUCCAAUUUCUCAACAUGCUCUCCAACUCUUGUUAUUUUCUGUUUAUUAUUAUUACCAUUGCCAUCUUAGUAGGUAUGAUGUGUUAUUGUGAUUUUGACUUGCGUUUCCCUAAUGACUAGUGAUGUUGAAUAUCUUUUCAUAUGCUUGCUGUGUAUCUUCUUUGGAGAAAUGUCUAUUCAAGUCCUUUGCCUGUUUUUUGAUUGGGUUUGUCUUUUUGUUGUUGAGUUGUAUAUAUACUCUGGAUGCUAGACUCUUCUCAGAUAUAUGAUUUGCAAAAACUUGCUGCAGGCUUUUUGACAUUAUGUUGAUUUUGUUUACGCCACCCUUUUAGACACUCUGGCAUUACUGGAAGAAGUCCUGGGUGGUUUUUAACUCCGUAUCUUCAAAAAGAAAAUAUACCAAUAGUAAACAUCAAAAUCAACAUAAAAAUGUUUCCGUAAAACUCUGGGGUUAGGGGUGAGGAUGGGGCAGGGAGAGCAGUACGUCAAAUGUUUAAAGUUAAUAGUAGAUGAGAAGAAAAAGAAUUUUAAGUAUGGAAAUUACUUUUCUGAAAGUCAGUAUAUUAAUUACAAGGAAAAAACAGGAGGAUGAAAGAUGAAAACUUUUAAAGCAACAAGGAAGAUUUUUUUUUUCAAAAUUUUAUGACCGUUUUUAUUUUCAGAUGAGGUUAAGUAAACCACAAGACAAAAUUAAAAGAAAUGUAAAUUAACAUAUUUGUUUGGGUUUGCGGUCUCAUUUGUUAACACAAACACUUUAACUUAAAAGAACUUCUGGUAAACCAAAUGUGAGUUUUCAGUACUACUCCUAUUUAUAAAAGAGGAGGGAAAGAAGGGAAUGAACCCAGGGAAAGCCAUUCUUCCUAAACAGACUGCUGACUGGUGUGCAGAUGGUAGGAACCUCUGUUCUUCCUGAAAUAUACAGAAAAUCACUGUAGAUCUUGCAGCUUUUAGAACUUCCAGCCAAAGGAAAUAUGAUUACCUCCAUAUGAUUUGCAUCAACUCCAGUUAGCCGAGUUAUAAGUAAUCAUUUCUUUAGUUCUAUGACUUUGUACUUGUACUCUUAAAGAUAUGUCAGAAGUUUGUUUUUAAAUCAAUUGUAUUUUUUUUUUCCUAGCGGUAAAAUAUAACAUUC
Messenger RNA from Balaenoptera acutorostrata (minke whale), 5767 nucleotides. RefSeq names its product phospholipid-transporting ATPase IB-like. Gene Ontology annotation, molecular function: ATP binding; ATPase-coupled intramembrane lipid carrier activity; ATP hydrolysis activity. Gene Ontology annotation, biological process: phospholipid translocation; neuron development. Gene Ontology annotation, cellular component: plasma membrane. NCBI's taxonomy places the organism in Eukaryota, Metazoa, Chordata, Mammalia, Artiodactyla, Balaenopteridae. The record is from RefSeq and is a predicted model, not a curated record.